CCAACAUGGUUGUAGUAAAGCCUCAACAGAGAUUGAGAGUAAAAGUUGGGAGAAUAAAUCACACAAAUGUGUAGUUUCAGGGGAGCAUUUUGUCAUGUAGGAAGCUAUAAAUAUUCAUGCGGUCAGCUAUGAACAUUCAGGACAGUAAUGUAGCCACGCCUUCUGUGAAAGACUUAGUGAAGAUUUUGUAUGGAGGAAAAAGGUUUGGGAAUCAUGUGGAUGAAGUUUGGCCUAACCUCUUCAUUGGCGACAUGUCAGUGGCCAAUGAUCGCUACAGUCUAUGGAAGCUGGGAAUCACUCAUGUUGUGAAUGUCGCUCAUGGGAGGAUGCACUGUCAGGGGAGUCAUGACUUCUACGGCUCCACUGUGGAUUAUUAUGGAGUGCCUGCCGAUGACUCGCCAUCCUUUGACCUCUCUCGCUAUUUCUUUCCCUCCGCUGAGUAUAUUCAGAGUGCACUUGACACAGCUGGUGCUCGGGUUUUUGUCCACUGUGCAGUUGGAGUGAGCAGAUCUGCCUCCCUCGUCCUGGCCUACCUAAUGAUCCAGCAACGUUACACUCUCCUCGAGGCCAUCAAUAAGGUCAAAGAGCGCAGGUGGAUUUUCCCAAACAGGGGAUUCCUCAAACAGCUUCGUGCUUUGGAUAUGAAGCUCCGCAAGACAUCCUAAGUAAUCCUCUGCACCUCAAAAAACUUUUAUAUUCUAACUUACCUCAAACGUCUGUUUUCCUCAAGAUAAAUGAAGGACUCAGUAUCUACCAGCGGAGGGAGAUACUGUACUUAGAUUUGUACUCUGAUUAGUUUGUUUCAAGAACAUUAUUGAGCUUAAUGUAUUUACAUUGACUCUUAGCUGUGAAUCAUGCUGCCUGUUCACAAGAUAUUGAUCUCAUAUUAAUAGAACAUCAGUGUAAUCACUUAGGCAGAAUCAAUUUUAUGAAUAUGAGACAAAAUCACUUAAGUAACCUUUGUAUUACAUUUAAUUAAAGGUACAACCCUGAUUUACAUUUAA
Morone saxatilis (striped sea-bass) is the source of this 1004-nucleotide messenger RNA. Its product is annotated as dual specificity protein phosphatase 13-like. Gene Ontology annotation, molecular function: MAP kinase phosphatase activity; protein tyrosine/serine/threonine phosphatase activity. Bases 117 to 665 code for a protein of 182 amino acids. Gene Ontology annotation, cellular component: cytoplasm. Gene Ontology annotation, biological process: negative regulation of MAPK cascade; protein dephosphorylation. NCBI's taxonomy places the organism in Eukaryota, Metazoa, Chordata, Actinopteri, Moronidae. The transcript is spliced from 3 exons. The record is from RefSeq and is a predicted model, not a curated record.